AUGGCAAAGUUGCUUCAUACUAUUUGGGCGCUCUUGCUAAAUAUUUUCGGACUUCAGAUUUUCCGAACAUGUUUCGCCAAUGCUAUGGAAGACGAAGAUUGCGAAUCGCUCCUAUCAGGACCACCGUUUAGUUCGGUUUUCUUCAGCAUUGGUAUAUAUAUUAUUAUCGUAAAUUCUACGCUCUUUCCACGAUCUUUUCACGCACCAAAAAUGGUUUUUCUGAUCCUGUACGAGUUUUUAGCCACCGCAUUUAUCCUGGAAUUCGCAUUGGCCUGUAUUUGGACACCGAUAGACGUCCUCUUAUCGACAACGUUACCGUCCUGUAUCUGUUAUACGCUUCGACGGUUUGGACUGGAAGAUGCAGCGGUUUCGUUUUUAACGAAUAAAUCUUGGACCAUUGUUCUAACUUACACUGCGUCAACUACGUUUCUUAUACUUACGCUUCACGUUGUGGAUGCUGUGGAUUAUAAUAUCCUUAGAGAUUGUGGAACAAUGUGUUUCUUAACUCACGUUCAAGAGAAAUUGUGGGCAAGAGCGGAACAAGAAUUUCCAUUUUUAAUCGAAGAAACCAAAGCGUGCCGUUGUAAAGUUCGUAGGAGAAGCAGUAAAAGAAGUAAUAGUAAAAGUGGCGUUAAUAGCAGUAGAUAAUUUUAAUAAUUAAUGUUCUGAACGAAGUCACUCUAAGAGAGGAAAAAUGUGAGAAAUAUUUUUAGAAUUAUAAAACAUAUUAAACGGUAAAUCAAUCAUUCGAGUAUAUUACGCUUAUUGACGUAAUUUCAACCAGUUCUUGACUUUUGACUUCAUCCUUUCACUU
Messenger RNA from Bombus pyrosoma, 814 nucleotides. RefSeq lists its product as uncharacterized. The transcript is spliced from 4 exons. Bases 1 to 648 code for a protein of 215 amino acids. Lineage: Eukaryota; Metazoa; Arthropoda; Insecta; Hymenoptera; Apidae. The record is from RefSeq and is a predicted model, not a curated record.